GCUCCGCAGACCCUGGAACAAGCUCGAGGGGCUGCGAGGCCGCUGAGGCUGCUUGAGUUUAGCACCGUGGGGCUCGAAGUGGACCGAAGCCCAGCAGGAUUCAUGUGGACGCGGCAGCGCGUCGUGCCAGCUGGGCCACACCGUCCGAACCGAACCGAGCCGGCGGCUAAGCUAACGCACCUUUGAUCUGUUAGCAAAGCAGAGACUUUAGCUCCACACUGCUCGGCUAACAACACCUGGUGGAUGAAGGAUGUCCUCCGCCAGUAUCGACCCGCAGACAUCAAAGGGACAAGAUGCAGGCAAAGUGUUUCCAGUCCCGGUGCAGAACGGCUCCCUGCAUCAGAAGGACUCUGUGCAUGAGAACGACUUCGAGCCGUACCUCAGUAGUCAGUCCAGUCAGAAUAACAGCUAUCAGUCCAUGACAGAUCCUUACCUGUCCAGCUACUACGCCCCCUCUAUCGGAUUCCCGUACCCCCUCAAUGAGGCCCCGUGGUCUACAGGAGGUGACCCACCGAUCCCCUACCUGGCACCAUAUGCCCCCCUCAAUAACGGAGACCAUCAUUUCAUGCCUGACACGGUGUUUGGGCAGCCUGGGGGGCUGAGCAGCAGCAUUUAUCCACACAGAUUCAACUUUUUCCCAGAGAAUCCGGCGUUCUCGGCAUGGGGCACCAGCGGUUCUCAGGGCCAGCAGACUCAGAGUUCAGCCUACGGGGGCAGCUACAGCUACCCACCCAGCUCUCUGGGAGGCACGUUGGUCCCUGAUGGUCAGACCGGUUUCCACAGCGACACCCUGAGCAAGGCGCCAGGCAUGAACAGCCUGGAGCAGGGCAUGCUGGGCCUAAAGAUGGGUGGGGAUGUGACGGGAAGUGGCUCGGGUGUGAAGAGUGCAGGCUCGGUGAUCGGUGGCGGUGUCGCUGUAGCUGCUGCCACAGGCAACAGUGGCGUUCCAGUCGGAAUGCCCCCUCAGAAAUCUACAUCGUGGGCGGCCAUUGCUAGUAAACCUGCUAAGCUGCAGCAACAGAAGACGAAGAACAAGCCAUUUGCUCCUUCAGCAGGAGGAGUUCUGCCUCCUCCACUUAAACACAACAUGGACAUGGAUACCUGGGAUCAUAAAGGCAUCGCCGCCAAGAUGGCCACUCCAUUACCUCACCAACAGAUUCACUCCCACGUUCAGAGCCUCAUUCCCCCCCUCCAGCAGUCCCUGCAGUCUGCCCAGUCCCUCGUGCAGCAGAUGACCAUGCAGGGUCCGGCACCGCCACAUUCUUACCAGAACCACAACUCUGCUCCUGCACCUCAGGCCCGGUGGGUAGCUCCACGCAACCGCAACUUGUGCUACAGCGGCGGCAGCCUGGACAGCACCAGCUCCUCCAACAGCGGCGGUGUGGGUAUGGGCGUACCUUCAGAACUGGGACCAGAAUCCCAUCCUGUGCUGGACAAGCUGCGAGCGUCACACAGCUACAACCCCAAGGACUUUGAGUGGAGCCUGAAAAAUGGCCGUGUGUUCAUCAUCAAGAGCUACUCGGAGGACGACAUCCACCGCUCCAUCAAGUACUCCAUCUGGUGCAGCACGGAGCACGGCAACAAGCGCUUGGACUCGGCCUACCGGGCCAUGAACUCUAAAGGUCCUGUCUACCUGUUGUUCAGCGUGAACGGCAGCGGUCAUUUCUGCGGCGUGGCCGAGAUGUGCUCUCCUGUGGACUACGGCACCAGCGCCGGAGUCUGGGCCCAGGACAAGUGGAAGGGCAAGUUUGACGUGAACUGGUUGUUUGUUAAAGAUGUCCCGAACAGCCAGCUGCGCCACAUCCGUCUGGAAAACAACGACAACAAGCCGGUCACCAACUCGCGCGACACGCAGGAGGUUCCUUUGGAAAAAGCCAAGCAGGUGCUGAAGAUUAUUGCCCAGUACAAACACAGCACGUCCAUAUUUGAUGACUUCUCUCACUACGAGAAGAAGCAGGAGGAGGACGAGGUGGUCAAGAAGAGUUAUGAGCCUGUUUCAAUACAAAGUCGAUCCAGAACCGAUCAGGAUCGUCAGAAGUGAAGUGUCUGAGAUCGACGCGUGUGUUUGGGUUGAAAUGAUGACAUUAAGGACAUAAUGAAAUAAAAAUACUUUUUUUAAUUUAAUUUUCACCACUUUGGCCCGUACGAAACUUUCUCUGGUUACUUUGUAACGCGUGCAGGGAUGAAACUACCGGUAGUUCAACCGUUUCAAUAACAUUGUAGUUUUCAGUCUUUUUUAAAUCUCUACUGCUGCCCUGGAGUUGAGAAACUCAGCUCCGUGGAAGGACGUGCACGUGUGUUUGUGCACGUGUGUUUGGGACAACAAGCUGCUGGUGUUCACGUUGUGGUUUGUGUGAAGUAACGGUUAAUCUUAACGAGUGCACACUUUUCUGACAAACGUCUGCUCUGUCUUUAUAUCAUUAGGACACAAUCAUUUUAAUUGUUUUUAUCAUUUGAGGAAAAUUUUACUUUGAAAAACUACGAGUUUGUUUCUGCACAAAUAUAAAAGUGAGAAGCUGCGGCAUCCCUGAACCCAGAAUAUAUCUAAUUCACUUAAUUAAAUUCAAUGUUUGGAACUCUGAACUGUCCCUAGGUGUGAAUAGUUGUCUCAUUU
This is a messenger RNA of Nematolebias whitei (Rio pearlfish), 2614 nucleotides long. Its product is annotated as YTH domain-containing family protein 1. Gene Ontology annotation, biological process: mRNA destabilization. Lineage: Eukaryota; Metazoa; Chordata; Actinopteri; Cyprinodontiformes; Rivulidae. The coding region runs from base 251 to 2041 and encodes 596 amino acids. Gene Ontology annotation, molecular function: mRNA binding; N6-methyladenosine-containing RNA reader activity. Gene Ontology annotation, cellular component: cytoplasm. The transcript has 6 exons. The record is from RefSeq and is a predicted model, not a curated record.